Molecule: messenger RNA, 2271 nt
Organism: Varanus komodoensis (Komodo dragon)
Lineage: Eukaryota; Metazoa; Chordata; Lepidosauria; Squamata; Varanidae
Gene: DNAI1
Product: dynein axonemal intermediate chain 1
Exons: 20
Coding region: 72-2186 (704 amino acids)
Biological process (GO): outer dynein arm assembly; cilium movement
Cellular component (GO): outer dynein arm
Molecular function (GO): dynein light chain binding; dynein heavy chain binding
Source: RefSeq, a predicted model, not a curated record
UCUCUGGAAAAAGUGAGGAAAACUUAAAGAACAGCAGGAAGCGGGGAGGCGGUGGCAGAAACGCUGCGGAAAUGCCCGGGAAAGAGCUCUACAAGCGCAAGCAGAGCCAAAUUGGACUCAGACCUUCCAAAUCAAAUUUAAGGAGGCGGGAUGAAGAAGGUGGUGUUGAGCUGGGAGAGGGGGCAGAUGAAUGGACACAGGCCAAGACAUUAAUCAAGCCCCCAGACCAGCUGGAGUUGACAGAUGCUGAACUGAAAGAGGAGAUAACCCGCAUUCUGACCGCCAAUAACCCGCAUGCUCCACAGAACAUCGUCAGAUACAGUUUUAAAGAGAGAGCCUACAGGCAAACCUCGGUGGUGGAGCAGUUGGCAGUCCAUUUCUCUCUCUGCGGGAACCUGGUGUUCAGAGAUUCGGACGAGGGGCGACGGCAGAGCAUGAGGCAGAGCACGACUGCCGCCAUGGUCCCUGUUUCAUCGACUGUGGUGGACUUUGAGGCCUUGGAUGCAGAACUUAAAGAAGAAGCUGAAGCGGAAGGCGAAGGCGAAGGCGAAGGCGGAGAAAAACCUGAAGAGCCGGCCGCUGCCCCAGAAGAAAAAGAAGAGGAGCCGCGUCCCCAGCCAGUGCAAGAGCGAAAGCUCACCAACCAGUUUAAUUUCAGCGAGAGAGCUUCACAGACCUUCAACAACCCAGUGAGGGAGCGGGCGUGUCAAAUGGAGCCCCCGCCUAGAGCUACUUUCUCCGCCACUGCCAACCAGUGGGAAAUCUAUGAUGCUUAUGUGAAGGAGCUCCACAAGCUGGAAAAGUCAAAGGAGAAGGAAAAGCAAAAAGCUCCGGUGGCGAAGAAAGAAGACAAGAUGCGGGGAAGAACGCUCACUUCUCUGGAGUCACAGAGUGAUGACAUCACCAAGGUGGCCAAGGCGGCGAAGAUAGUGGAGCGGAUGGUCAAUCAGAACACAUUUGAUGAUAUUGCCCAAGACUUCAAAUACUACGAAGAUAAUUCGGACGAAUACAGAGACAACCUGGGGACGCUUCUUCCCUUAUGGAAGUUUCAGUAUGAUAAAGCCAAGAGGCUGGCUGUCACCGCCCUCUGCUGGAACCCCAAAUACAAGGACUUGUUUAUCGUGGGACAUGGAUCCUAUGACUUUGUGAAGCAGAGCCGAGGGAUGCUGCUCCUGUACUCCUUGAAGAACCCCUCCUUUCCAGAGUACAUCUUCAACAGCGAGAGCGGCAUCAUGUGUGUGGACGUCCACGUGGACCACCCCUACUUGAUCGUUGUGGGUUUCUACGAUGGCAACGUGGCGAUCUACAACCUGAAGAAGCCCGUCAGCACUCAGCCCGGCUACAAGAGCACAGCCAAGUCCGGCAAGCACACGGACCCGGUCUGGCAGGUCAAGUGGCAGAAAGAUGACAUGGACAAUAACCUGAACUUCUUCUCUGUCUCCUCCGAUGGGCGCAUUGUCUCCUGGACGCUGGUUAAGAACGAGCUGGUUCAUACAGAUGUCAUCAAGCUGCUUGUAGAAGGCACCACGGAGGAGGGCCCGGAGGGGCUGCAGCUGCACACCAUCGGCUGUGGAACUGCAUUUGACUUCCACAAGAAGAUUGAUUAUUUGUUUCUUGUGGGAACGGAGGAAGGAAAAAUCUACAAGUGUUCCAAGUCCUACUCCAGCCAGUUUCUGGACAUCUUCCACGCCCACCACAUGGCGGUCGAUGCCGUGAGCUGGAACCCCUUCCACACCAAGGUGUUCAUUUCCUGCAGCUCGGACUGGACUGUGAAGAUCUGGGACCACACCAUCAAGACUCCCAUGUUCAUCUAUGACCUGAAUUCUGCCGUUGGCGACGUUGCCUGGGCUCCCUAUUCUUCCACCGUCUUUGCCGCUGUGACCACUGAUGGGAAGGCCCACGUCUUCGAUCUGAGUGUCAACAAAUACGAGUCCAUCUGUAACCAGCCGGUGGUGGCCAAGAAGAAGAACAAGAUCACCCACGUCCAGUUCAACGCCAUCUACCCCAUCAUCAUCAUCGGGGAUGACCGGGGCCACGUGACCUGCCUGAAGCUGUCCCCCAACCUCCGCAAGAUGCCCAAGGAGAAGAAAGGCCAGGAGGUCCAGAAGGGCCCGGAAGUGGAGACCGCCAAGCUGGACAAGCUGCUGAACCUGGUGAGGGAGCCGGCGGCCAAAGCAAGCAAGUGAGCCGGAGCCGCGCACGCCCGCCCCUGCCCGCCCGCCCCCCCCCGGGGGCCUGCGGAGCGCCAGCCCCGGAACAGGCGAGCCUUUG